AUGGCUGACAACCAACCAGAACCGAGUGGAUCAGGCCGACGCCUUCUCCCGCACCCCGUAUCACUUGAUGGGACGGCAGGGGUAGAAGAUGCGACGAUUUGUCCCUGGAGAACCGAUGAGACGCCAAAUCGCAAGCGGUCGUCGGCGGGUACCGUAUUUGAGGGGUCCCCAAAACGUCGUCGCACCAUACAGCUCAGAGAUGAAAACAUAAUUAAUCUACUCUACGACUCUGGGAGCGACGAAGGGGAUGACUUUGAGGAUGGCAAUGACGAAGACGAGGAUCUUGACGUCAUCAACUUUAUGGGCCUCCGUCAAUAUACCCGCCAAAUGCGAAACCGCAUCGUGGUGACGGAUCCAGAGGAUGGAUGGAUUCAGAAAAAUGAUGCAAAUGUGGAGAAUGGCCACGAUGUAAGUAUGAAUGAGAGAAUGAUCAAUGUGCAAGUAGAAUGUGAGCGGAUGGAUGAAGAAGUGAUUCAUGAAAAUGUGGAUGUGGUGCAUGAAAGUGAUGAGAAUACAAGAGGAAGGGCUGGAAGUCAUGAAAGGGAAAGUGGUGAAAGGUUUGAAAGUAGCGAAAGGUCUGAUAGGUAUGAAAGGGCGGAGCAAGGGCGGGCACGCAUGAAUCCGACUUUUUCUUGGUCGGAUGAAUUUUCAACUUUUAACGCCCAGAAAGAGACGUAUACACGCGAUCCCGGUCCAGCAUUUUCGUCCCAUGAUCCCGCGGAAUAUUUCUACCAAGUCUGGGAUAGCGAGUUCAUGGAGCUGGUGGUUAGAGAGACUAAUUUAUAUGCAUGGCAAAUUAUCUCACAAUUUUCCGACCCUGAUCUCGAUGCCGAGAUUCCAAAGUACUUGGAAUCUUGGACCGAGAUCACGGUUGAGGAACUAUAUAGAUACUUCGCCGUGCUAAUAUUGAUGUCUUUCUGCCUCCGCUCCAAUAUUCGCGAGUACUGGGAGACGGGGAUAAUGGGCAUGCCAGAGUUCCGCGAGAUUAUGGGGCGGAACAGGUUCCAACUGAUCAGCAAAUUUUUGCAUUUUACUUCGAAUGAAAGUUUGCUGACCAGUGGGCAUCUCAGAAAGAUUGAAAAAGUUGCACCAGUUGUGGCACAUUGCAAUAAAAAAUUCAAAGACUUAUACACUCCUGCACAACAUCUUAGCUUAGACGAGUCCUUACUGUUAUGGAAGGGCCGUCUAAGCUGGAAGCAGUGUAUUAGGUCGAAAGCUGCAAGAUUUGGCAUCAAAUCUUUCGAGCUUUGCGAGGCGGAGACUGGGUACCUCCUCCAAUACCGUCUGUACACCGGGAAGAGUACAGACCAAUAUCCAGAUCCCAUACAUGGGUUUCAAGACCACACAGCUAAGAUUGUCUUGGACCUCAUCGAUGGGUAUUUAGAUGUUGGUCAUGUACUUGUCAUGGACAAUUGGUAUAACCAAUUGUUCAUGACUAGGUACCUCAAAUCCCGGUGUACGGACGUAUUGGGGACUUUGAACCGUCGGCGUAAUGGCAUACCACCAGCUGUGAAGGAUAUGAUGCCAAAUGUGCCGCGAGGAACUACGGACCACACAGAGCACCGAGCACACCGCAAUUGCUUCAACGUCUUGAACCAGGACAACACUUCCCUGUCCACACGGAGCUUGCCUCACGGACCCAAAAGGCGAAACACAAGCAAUUACGUUGUGCUCGGUGCGCUGCUCAAAAUCGACGCGUUUGUGUCACACUGA
Molecule: messenger RNA, 1713 nt
Organism: Arctia plantaginis
Lineage: Eukaryota; Metazoa; Arthropoda; Insecta; Lepidoptera; Erebidae
Source: the annotation of a GenBank genome assembly